AUGUUGAAUACAAGCUUAGGUCAGUGUCCAUAUGCAGAUUGGGAAAAAUCGGCAAGAUCUUCUUGCAUUCCUUUGGAAAGAUUUCAUUGUUUGAAAGAUGAGUUUGAACGAAAUGGAUGGAUUUGCAUCGACCCAAUAUGGAUCGAAAGUGGUAGAUGUCCAGUUUUCAAUUCUGGAGCAAAGAAGUUAGAUUCUAUUAGAUGUAAUGGAGACGACUGUCCACUAAAGAGCUACAGAUCGAAUGAAAUUUACAUUAAAAAGGCAUGCCAGUGGCAUUAUCCUUCAAGUGGAAAGAAGAAUGAAACAGAAAAGUCCAGUAGUCCUGGUACUGAUGUUGGCGAAGCCUCGCACCUUGGACUUUAUAUAGCUAUUGGUGUUGCCAUUCCAUUGAUUCUUGUUCUUGUAGCAGGCAUUGUGUUCUUAAUCAAAAGAAAUAAACAAUCAACAAAUAAGCAAGAUGAUGAAGAAAGUGGCGCCAUCCUCCCUCUGAUGGGUACUCCAGUUGACACAAUCCCUGCAGCACUUAAUUGUCUUGAUACCAAUCGUUUUGUUGUGUUAAAAGGAAUCUCAGGAUCUGGAAAAACAUAUGUAGCCAAAAAUAUAGCAGAGAGUAUUGAAGGAAAGAACAGACUUCAAACAAAAUGGGUCAAUGAUACUGAUGAAAUUAAACACUUAAGCUUUAAAAGCAAAAAAAUGAUGCUGAUUUUAGACGAUAUUUUUUAUGAAUUGCAGCCAAAAGCAGAAGUCAAUACAACAAUAUCUAUAGUAAAUGAUCUCAUUUCAACAGUCAGAAAUUCGAAAGAUCUUUAUGUCAUUGUCACGGUACCAUCAUACGUAUUGAAUAAACACUCUGAAAGUUUAAAUGAAGAUGAUUUUUUAAAUUCAAUAGUUGAUUUAGAUACCUUAAGCAAGGCGGAAAGAGAAGACAUUUUAAAUCACCAUUUGAAAAAAAAUUGUAUUAAAGACGAAGAAAAUGCCUUAAGUGGAGAGUUGUACAUGAGAAAUAGAGUCAAAUCAACUAUAGUGGAUACUGCAAAGUGUGAUCUAAUCGGAUAUCCAUCUUGUAUUGCAUGGAUUUGUAAAGCUCGAAAACAAUUUGAUCUGAACCUAGCAAACACAUUUCUUUCAUGUCCAAUAACGAGAAUCAAAAGUGAAAUACAUCGUCUACGUGAUUCUGACAAAUUACAAGAAAGGAAAAUGUUCUUCUCACUGGCUGUGAUGGCCCUUUGUGGUGGAACUUUGAAUGUCGAAAAUAUAGAUGAAAGAAUGAUCCAGUGUCUUGCAACUAUUUUAUUCCCUAAAGAUGAGGUAACAGAGUUUUAUUUAAAGAAAGACGACCAUAGUCUCUCAUCAUUGGAAACCAAAUACAUCAGAAAAGAAGCUGAUGGAAACUAUAGAUUUCAACUUAAUAUUGUGAGAAAAUUGGUAUUUGUAAUAGUCUUCGAAAAUAAUACAGAAACCAUCACAGAAUUUAAAGAGUACGUAAGUGAAAACUUGUGGAAAAGAUUAACGGUUCAAAGAGAGAAAUUUCCAAAAGAUCUAAGCCAACACUCGACGUUUUUCGUUAAGGUGUGAUUGAGGAACUAUUUGGAAAAAAAAUCUUUCGUAUCUUAUUU
This is a messenger RNA of Saccostrea echinata, 1616 nucleotides long. RefSeq lists its product as uncharacterized. The transcript has 5 exons. NCBI's taxonomy places the organism in Eukaryota, Metazoa, Mollusca, Bivalvia, Ostreida, Ostreidae. The record is from RefSeq and is a predicted model, not a curated record. Bases 1 to 1575 code for a protein of 524 amino acids.